UGCCAGAAGCGGCUUUGUCAUGCUGGCCACAUGACCUGGAAGCUAUACGCCGGCUCCCUCGGCCAAUAAUGCGAGAUGAGCGCGCAACCCCAGAGUCGGUCACGACUGGACCUAAUGGUCAGGGGUCCCUUUACCUUUACCUUUAAAAGCUGUGCAAGGAUUGCCAUCAUGUUAGACAAGUGAGGUUACACCUGGAGUUUGUGGUAUAAUAAUAAUAAUAAUAAAUUUUAUUUAUUUAUUUAUACAUACCCCACCCAUCUGGCUGGGUUUCCCCAGCCACUCUGGGCAGCUCCCAACAAAAUAUUAAAAACACAAUAAAACACCACACAUUAAAAACUUUCCUAGCAAUUUGUAUUCUGGGAAAUCCUACCUAUAUUCUAGUUUAACCUACGAAUGUAUUUAGAGCCCUGCUAAUAAUCUCAAAGCUACUUGACAGACUGCAUGUAGUUGAGCAGGUUAAGACUUUGGAACAUGAAAUGCUAGCUAAUUAAGUUAACUAGAAUAAGCUGUGUGGUGGCAAAGCGGUGCUGACUGAGACCUGGGAGUCCAGGGUUCAAAUCCCCACUCUGUCUGAAGCUCACUGGGUGACCUUAGGCCAGUCACUGCCCAACAACUCUGUUGUUGUGAAGAUUAAAUGAGGGUGGGGAAACCAUGUAUACCACCAUGAGCUCAUUAGAUGAAAAGGUGGGACACAAAUGCAGUAAAUUAGUGCUAAUAAAUACAUUCUAUUCAUGCAUUUUGGGGAACAUGCUCCAAUGGAUUUAGUGGGAUUGACUUCUGGGUAAAUCACAUAACAGGGCAUUUUAAAUAGCCAUCAGACCUGUUGAUUCUGCUGUGAGUUCCAAAUUUUUGGACUUGGGAUGUAGGUAAAGCACACCUAACCUGAACUCUAUGGCAUGUCCAGAGCUAGCAUCUUAAAGCCAGUAAGCAUUUCUAGGAAGCACUUGGAAGCUGACAGGUGAGAUGGAUAAAUGUUAAAUUUUAUGCUGUUGUAUAAAAUUUUGUUGGCAUCUGUCUGUCUUGACUUUUGAGAGACAAUGGAAGGUGCUUCUGGGAAUGAAGUCAAACGAAUGGAGAAUCACAGCGCCUGUUGUGGCUGCAGAGACUGGUAACUUAUAACUGCUGCCUCCUGCAUUGUUUUUUGCUGCGAUAGCAGCACCCUUGGGGCGCAAGCCUGGGCAGUGUGUAUGGAGGUCCUGGGCUGUCCAGACGACAAGACUCCACUUUCGGACUCGCUGAUGUGGUCCUAAGGAAAUACAUUUGGUACCAGCUUGGCUGCAGGAGUUGCUGGAAGGAGGCAUACAAGAUGCCAUCCAACCGUCUCAGGGACUCUGCUCCUUAGCCUUUUCUUCUCCCAAAGAUGUCCCACAAGGCAGAAAGUAUUGAUUUUUCUUCAGGGUUUACCAUUUACUCCCAAAGCCCUUCUCACAAAUUUGCAAGGCAGCAGAGGUUUAGAACCACAAUUUUCCUUCUCUUAGAUGAGCUACCUUCCCAGGUUGACAAGCCCCAUCUUCCCCUCCUUUCCCCCUACAGCACAUGCAGUAACUGCUUCCUUGACUGUUGGACCCACUAUUGGUCUCGUUCACUCAAUCCGCCAGUCUGUCUCUGCAUGCAGGGGAAGUCCCUAACACAUGGAAGAUCUGAGAUUCAUUGGCUACCCUCACUCGAUUUAGCUGGCCCAUUGAAGCUGUUUCCCCAGAAGUGGCUGCUGUUGCAUGCUGACAGCUUCCAGAAGAACUGAGUGCAGGAUGGGGUCCAAAGGUGGACAAACUGCCCCAGGAGCAUGGCAUGUCUCCCACCAGAGAUACUGCCACUCCCUUAACACUCCACACACCCCUGUAUAAAAUAGAAACUCAGUAAGUAUUUGUGUUAUGUUUUGUAUAUAUUUUGACAUACCGGUAGUGUUGUCAACUGGUAAACAAAGAAAGCAUUUGCAUCUAUAUGCUAUAUCCUCCAUGCCCACUUCUGUAGAAUGUAUGUAAAUAAUGUUUUAUGAGUGCUUACAUUUUGCUACAUCUUGUAUAUUGUCCAUGUCAAGUGAUUUGCUGUGUGUUUUUAAUCCUUUCUCAACACUAACCCAAGUUUUAAAGGACCUGUAACUGCAUUUGGCCUUCUCUUCCUCAUCUUAUUUUCUCUUUGCCUCACCUACUGUUGCCUAAGGCGCAACUACAGGCGACACUGACUGGAUCACCCAAUAUUCUUAAAAGUUUAAUAACUGCAAUAGUUUGGAUUGGGACUGAGGAAGGGAGUUUAAUGCACAGUAAGGAAACAGUGUCACUUAUUGGUCUGUAUCCCCAGCACAUUUCAAAAAAUCAUCUUUUUCCAAGGGUGAAGGGAUAUUUUAUUCCUAAAACAUAAGAACUAUUCUUUUAAAAUCCUUUCUUCAUAGCUACCCCUAUGGUAAAUUUUGAGCAGUUUUUACUGUGUUUCCUAAAGGGGGAAAAAGGACUCACAUAGGUUUAGAAUAAAGAGCAGUCUGUGUUAACUGUCUUGUGUUAACUGUCACCAUCUCUGCAAUCCCAACUCAUAUUCCUUCCCAUUACCACCCCUGUUAUUUAAGCAGAAGGAUAUGAGUAGGAACUCCUCUGUUACAUUAUUUUGAAUAAGCUUCUUGUGGGCAGAAGCCUGCCUGUUUUGCAGUUGUAGUUUGGUAAGGUGCCAUAUAUCCUGUUUACUUUUUUGGGGGGAGGGGGGUGUACUUGUACCCUGAUAGAGCUAAACACUUUCUAGAUUGGCAGCAACACCCUAAAUUCAUAGCAUCAAUGGCUGCUAGUGCUGAUGGCUGCAUUACCUCUAGAAGUAGAAGCAGUAUGCUUCUGAUAAUACCAGUUGCUGGGGCUCACAGAUAAGGAGAGUGCUGUUGCAUUUCUGUCCCUGCUUGUGGUCUUCACAUAGGCAUCCCAAGGUGAACAGAAUACUGUUGUAGAUAUGACUUUGGUGUGAUCCAGCAGUGCCUUUCCUAUGUUACAUUUUCAGUAAGACUCAAACUAUCAAUCUUUCGAGAAUUGCCUCUGAAUUGGCCAGACCCCAGUGAUCUAACUUACCCCUGCUCUGUCAGCUGAUGAUAGUUCUACCCUUUGGAGAAUUAUGCCUUGACUCUCAGUGGUAGCUCUGUGAUGUAUCUCGCCUGCUCUCCAAAUCAAUAUAGGCUGGAGCGCCUCUCCAUUCACCCAUAAGAAUGCACUGAAACAUUGGGAGAUCGUCCCCCUUACAACUCUUUACUACUUCGAUUGGAAGUAUGAUAGGAAGCCUGGGGUGCUGAGAGUCAUUAUUCCAAUCUUGACUGUUUGUGCUGAUGAUUGCCCACUGCUGACUUUACCAUCCAAACUCAAUGGACAGUAAGUCUGAUUAUUUUACACUCUGCUAAAUAGAUUGAGAUGAAAGGGAUAUUACCAGAAAUGCAGCACACGGAAGGAUGGAUAGAUAGAAAGAAAGGAGCUGGCAAGUUGAGGGCUGCUGUAGCAGCUCUUCUACUUCCUUGGAACUUUACUUCUUUGGAACUUCCUUGUAAUGUUUGAAGAUUCUUACCAUGGGGCAUAGGCAUGUCCGUCCAUUCUUCUGAUAGGUGAACUCUUGAGUGGGUCAACCUUGGACUCUUUGCCUCCUUUCUUCAGGUGUGUGUGUGUGUGCGCGCACACACACCUGUAGCGGCCACUUGCAUCAUUGCCAGAUGUUCUGACUGCAACUAGCUCUUGCCUGUUCAGGGCACGCUCUUGUGAAUGAAAGUGAGCAAGCUGUGCAGGGGGGGGGGGCUCCGUUGGAACUGUCAGGCAGGGAAAACAAGCCCUAGACUUCUUCAUGAGUCAGUUGAAUCAUUGCCCAAAGUUGCAGGAUGGGUAACGAAAUUAACACCUGGUGUUUAAUUCUACUGCAGAGGAGGCCAUGAGAAGGAAAAUUUCAUAUUCACAAAUACACAUUCUUAAUACUGUGGAGUGUUAAGCUUUGAGACUAAGGAGCUUCCUUUUGAUUCAUCAUGAGGUUGCCAAAUCACUGCUGCUGCCUUGACAGCGGUCAAACUGAAUUUUUUUUUUUACAUAGGAUAUGUUUGUUCUCACUGUGUGAAUAUAGGUACACUCUUUGAAUCUGAGCAGCUCUCAUCUUGGAGUGAGCUUGUUGACAAAAGCUGCAGAGAUGGCAAAACCAAUGGAAGCAACACAUUUCCAUCUGGAAGGGACCUGAAUGGCAGAGUUUUGGGCAUCUAUAACUCACAUGCUUGCAGCGGGCCACGAUGAUGUGGUAAAGUAGCUCAGCUCUGAUCUGUUGCAUCUUCCCUCAGCCUGUUGUUUGGUAACUACAGUAUAAUCAAUGAGAGCUGCUAAUACUACUCAGCUUAAUUUUUCCACCUCUUCAGUGGAGUGUAGCUGGAGCAAUGAUGAGUAAUAGAGUUUUUUGUGUGUGUUCUUGAGAAAUGCUGCUCUAACCUUUUUAAGCUUGGAUGGGUAGAUUGAGCAUUUAAAUCUCUAGAUUUUUCCAUUGCAUUGGAGUGAUGGAGCAUUCUUCUCAAGUGAAUCACUCUUAACACAUAGAGCUUUUUUUUUUUGUAAACUGAAGUCUCUGUAGGAAAGUGACUUUUUACUGAAUCUUGGUAGCUGUUUAUGUCUCUUGGGCUGCCUUUUUGGCAUUGCCAGUUGACUGAGGACAAACCUGAGUGUUGUACUGGUCUCUCUCUCUCUCUCUCUCUCUGUCCUCAUGCUAUCUCACUGCCCUUUAUCGUCCUGAACAUUCCAGUGCUGAGAUGUGAUUCUCCCACACCCACCUCCCCCAAUUCCUUUCCUGCAGGCCUGAAAAUUUUUGCUUGUUUUUGGUCACAUAGAGACAGACAGACAGGCCUCCCUUAGACAGAAAGCCAAGGGUUCUCAAGUGAGAGGAGGAGAGAAAUGGGCAUGAAACUGUAACUGAUACAGGGUUACUAUAGAAACCAGCCAUUCUUAAUAGUGCCCUGCUGCUAUUUUGUCGCUUGCUCCAAUGGCCUUGGUGUCUUCUGCAAGACCAAUGAGGCAAGAAAGUUCCCACCCCCUUUGCAACCAAAAAGAAUGGUACAGUCUCUUUUUCUUUAACCUUGGGACUUUGUUCAGUUCUUCAGGUGCCUCAGCAUUUGGCAGCUUGGCACUGAGUGGCACUGCCAACUGGUCUCUGGUAUUCUCUGCCAAGCGCAGCACAGGAAGCACUGCUAAGCCUGUGUACAGUCCUGAAAAUAAGUGUUCAGUAAACAUAUGGUUGAAAGGGAGACAUGGAGCAGAAGAGCUGAAAAUGCAGGGGUAUCUAGUGCUCUCUUUGCCAGGCCCUGGAAGUGUUUUGAGAGCCAAGGCCCCCAAUGCCUGGGAAGGCAUACUCUUCCAGUUCUGGCUUUGGGUGCCUGUCUGCCAGUAAUGCAACUUGAUGCAGAAAACUGCCUUCUCCUUGAUGAUGUUUGUCCAGAUAUUUACACUUCUUUCCACAGUCUGAUCUAAUCAUUGUAUCAUAAACCCCUUCAUGGUUGUGUGAUGUUGGGUGUACUAAGCCUUCCGUUUUCAGGAGGUGCAAAGCAGAAGGAAAAUAAUAAUGCUUUCCCCCCUUCUGCUUAUUCAUAACUGGUAUGAGACAUCUAUCUGUGGGCUGGCAACAGUUGGCCCUGCCUUCCAUGACACCAGAGGACUUGAUUCCUCCUCAGGCUUCUUCUGUUGGCUUUGGCGCUCUUACGUCACAAAGGGGUGGGGCAAGCAAGGGCCAUGCAGCUGAACUCAAAGCGUGUUAGGGAUCCCUUAGAACUGAAAUCCCAUUUUCAAGGAGUAACUUUUGCUUUCAUUGUAGAAGAUAACACACCUUGGUGCAAAUCAGCUGUUAGUUUUUUGGAAGCCUUUGGUGGCAAAGCCUGUUAGGCUAGCCAUGGGUAGAUGCUGCUGCCUGUGGUUGUAUGUUCAUAUUGCUGCUUUCUGUAAAAAGCAGUUUAGAAAAGGUAACUUCGAUUAAAGCCAGUGUGUGCUUCCCUCAUUCCUAUCCCUGUUUCCUCCUUGCUUUCUCAUAGGAGGGACUCUAGCUCAGUGGUAGAGACAUGCUGCUUUGCAUGCAGAAGGUUUCAAGUGCAGAAUCUCUCCAUAUUCAGUCUUGGUUAACUUGGCUGGAAAGGCUAUUUCUUUGCCUAAGGCAAUGGAGAGAGUUUCUUUGUCACUCAGCAAUAUUUGACCAGAGCAGGGGUAGGGGAUCUGUGCCCCUCCAGAUGUUGCCAUGCUACAACUCCAACCAUCUCUGCCCCUUGACUAUGCUGGCGGGCUACUGGGAGAGCCACCCCUAGGCUGGUUACCAAGCUUAUGCUGGCAAUUAAGCAAAUACAUGUAAUAAGGGAUCUCUGGUUUUAAAUGUUUUCAUGGCUUUUGUUGUGUAAAUGUACAGGUAUAUUUGUUGUAAACUGCUAUCAUGUUGUUUUGUGAACAGCUGUGUACAAAUACUUCUUGAUAAAUAAAUAAAUAAAUAAAUAAAUAAAUAAAUAAAUAAAUAAAUAAAUGUAAGGCCCACUUCCCACCAAGAAACAUUCUCUUCCAGCACUCCUGAUGCUGGGCGCUGGCAGCUUCUGACACACAUGUUAUGUCUGCUGCUUUUCAAAUCCAUGGACCAGCUAUUAUGAAAAUGCAUAAGUGUCUUCUCACUAAAGCUACUUUCUGCUUUAGGGAAAUAGGUUGGUGCCUCCAUGCUGGGGGCUUACUGUGCAACUGAACUUCAGCCACAACACAAGCCAUCUACUCUUGUUUUUCCCCCCUGGCAUUUGGGGCGCCUUCUCAAAUUGCUGCUGCUCCUAUAAAUUCUUAAUGCUAGUCAGGGAAGUGGUUGGGCACUGACUACCUCUGCUACGGUAGUUGCAAAGUGUCAGCACAGGUUAGGCUGACCAGUUUUCAAGAAGUUUGUUUGCUGAACGUGUCUGAGCCCUGUGAUCUUUGAUUGGCUGUGAAUUUGGCUCUUACGGUACUUCCUGGUGUCUGGCUCUUAUUUUCAUGCCUGUGCAUUGGGAACAUAUUCUUUGGAAUAAGGAAUGGUUAUGCAAAGCUCGCUUUAAAACCCCUGAUGUCCAAUAAGUUCUUCUGGGUUUUCUUGCGAGGUGAGAAAGGAAAGUGGGCGGAGGGGAAAAGAUGGUUUAAAUAUUGUGAAACAGUGAGAAGUGAGACAUGGAAUACAAACAAUAAUUUGGGCUGGGCAAGAAAUUCUGCAUCCUAUUUGUGGGUGAUGAAAUGGGGUGGCGGGGGGAGGAUCAAUUGAAUUUUCCAACAACCGCGAAUGACUGAAAAAAAAUCUCAAACAUUAUAUUCUAAUAAAUGUUGGCUCUGUUCAUACUGAAAUUAAAUUGUCUUCUUUGGUUCUUACUAGUGUCUGAAGGAAUACAGUGGACUCAGAGGAGAGCUGGAAGGAGGGAGGGGCCAAGUUCACACUUUUCUUCAGCAAUCUUAAAAUAAUAAAUCUUAAAAUAUAAAAUAUCAAAAUGGGCCCUGCACAUGCGCCCAUUACUUCACAGGCAGAGGCUGGAACCGGACAUUUCACCAAGUAUUCUCCAAGGGCCCCCGAAAUUCUCCCAACAGUUUGCAGGGAGCCCAUAGAAAUCUUUUAUUGAAAAUUCUUCAGCCCAACCCUAAGCACCAUACUUUCCAAGGUAAGCCACCUCCUUACAAUGAGGGAGUCCUUUAAUUUUUAGGGAUCCGUUUUGAAGUCUACUCACUCUUUGAAAAAACAACCUACCUGCCCCCAUAGCUUAACCUCUAUGCAAAUGCUUUCUAUUCCAUCUCUUCACCUCAACCUCCUGUCAUGUAUUACCAUCCCCGAAGCUCUCAGGCUUGUGAUAUGCAUGAGUAUGAAUAAUGGCCCCCAAAGCCCACAAAGGGGGCUGAGUCUUCAGUGGCGUUUUUUUUCUGUUCACAAAAAUAGAUACAGCUGAACUGCUUGUGCUUAAUCCUACUGUUGUCAUCAGCUGGUUGUGGCUUGGAGCUUGUGAAGGGAGGGUCAAGCACUGAACAUCCUGUGCGUGUGAAUCGGAGAGUGCUCUGGACCAGGACUGUGGGAAGGUGACUUUCUACAGUGACGGCAGCACGGGAGUUUCUGCUGACGGAUGGCAAGGCAGCAUUUAGCUUCCACUGACAGAUCUGGCUUGUGUAUUGUGAAAUGGGAUCUCCUGCAAAGUGAGCAGCCAAGAAGCUUCUCUACCUGACUCAACGUUUAUUGUGGUUGUGAGGGGGCAGAUGAGCUCAGCAGGGUUUCCUGGGGACAUAACCCACCCACCUGCUAGGGGAGGGGGCAGCAGCAUGAAGGAACUCACUGUCUCAACUGCCCUCUGUGUCAAAGAAGGAAGCACUAACAAUGCCAAAGCCAAGAGGCAAAGGCCUCAGUUACACUUCCCUUAUUUAAAAUUAUAAAUGACAUCCCAAGUGAUAAAGCUGUAUUUGGCCUUUAUUCAGGUGGGGUUGGUUAAAUGGAGUCUUGAGGUGGCUAAAAAUUUAGGGUUGACUGCUAGCGACCAUUGUGUUGUAGCAAGUGACUGGUAACGUUAUUACAAUCUCUCGGACCAGGAGGGGGAAAGUUCAGGUCCUCUUUGCAAGACAGCUCUGGUGGUGGGGCUUCUUAAUGUGCAGCUUCCACUGCUAUAAACACUGCCUGUCACUGCUGUCGACAUCCUGGUAAUGGUUCCCUCUGGAGAACAAGGUCACAGCAAAGGAUUCCAGUGAAUGCAGGGAAGAACAGAAAUGUGAUCUGAAAUUCCUUCGAGCUGGCUCAUCCUGCACUCUUGAUGUGCAGGGGAGGGACAUUUGCGUCACUGUGCCUUGCAUAAGGACAUGGGGCUGCAGCUCUGGCAGUUGUGACAGUCUUGGAAGGCUGCUGCUAAUUGGCUGUUUGUGUGCCCAGUGGAGAGAGGCACAGCAGUGUUUUAAGCUAGUUUGGCAGAGCUAUAGAAAGCUCUUGUUUUUCUGAGCCUGCUAUCUUCCUCUGAGAGCUGGAGCUUUAGGAGCAUCUGCCCCUGCCCUGACAAUAUGAAAGUAAAAUGUUUCUGUCGGUGGGGGGCAAAUGUGUUUUGCCUUAGUUGUUGAAUUCUCCCAUCAGUGGCAAGUCUUCUCCUCUGUCCAGAGGCAAAUGCUGGUUUUCUGUUCUUUUCCUUACAUUACAACAGAAUGUGGUCCCUUUGGAACCAUUUUGGGUUCAGAGAGCAUCAACCAUUAACCUACUUUGUAUUUAUUAAAUGAAACCAAAACCAGAAUACAGUGGUACCUCUGGUUAAGAACUUAUUUUGUUCCGGAGGUCUGUUCUUAACCUGAAACUUUUCUUAACCUGAGGCACCACUUUAGCUAAUGGGGCCUCCUGCUGCCGCUGCGCCGCCAGAGCAUGAUUUUUGUUCUCAUCCUUAAGCAAAGUUCUUAACCCAAGGUACUAUUUUUGGGUUAGUGGAGUCUGUAACCUGAAGCGUUUGUAACCUGAAGCGUUUGUAACCUGAGGUACCACUGUAGACCCAGCAGUAGCUCCUCAUCCCAGUGUGUGGUUAUUAGCCUUCCUUAGCCUAGUGCCUCCAGAUGUUUUGGACUACAUUUCCCAUCAUCCCCAGCCAGCGUAGGCUAGGGCUGAUGGGAGAUGUAGUCCAAAACAUCUGGAGGGCACCAGGCUGGGGAAGGUUGUUCUAAGGACAACUGCCUGCUAAACAGUAGCGUUCCCUCAGCACCCUUCUCCAUCCUAAGAGUACAGGAGUCUCUUUGCCUUAGCACACUCCCCCUGCCCCAAUAAAGGUUUAACAAUUUAAGACAGUAGCAACUGGUCUCAUGGUAAGGCCAUCUGUUUUUGGAAUAAUUGCAGCUCAGUCCAGAAUGUUUAUAGUUGGGAAAUUGGGUUUUUUUCCUGAAUCAAGGAAGAAAAACCUAAAGGGUUAGGCGGUAAAAUGCAAUCUUAAAAAUUAUUUCUGAAUUGAUACUUCACAAUCCCCCUGCUGUUGAUAGGACAGGAUAGCUUGAUUGAGACACAAUACCUUUUUGAUCACGGUACUCUCAUUACCAACACUCAGAGCUGUCUGGAGGUUUCUUGGACUCUGAGCCCAAAGACCGAUAUGGUAACGAGAGCAAGAAGAAGAAUUUGGGCAUGGAUUGGUCAAAGAUCUAAGGGGGAACACAUAUCACUUGGGUCACAGUAUCAACCCCAGCACUGUAUGUUGCUUUCAGGUGUCUCUUUACACACAUGUAAUUGGAGGGCAGGAAUAUAUCUGUGGUUAGAAACAGAUUUUACAAAACUCCUGAGAAUGGGUAAUGAUAUAUAACAGGCAACACAGUGGUUCAUUGUUAAGUAUAAGGUGGCAACUGUUUACUUCCAGGAGGGAUUGAAUCAGCUAAGGCAGAACUAAUGGUGAUUAAAAAUUCAUUUUCUUGCAGCUAUUUCAAUGCUGCUUAUUUUUUUAAAGGCAUUUAUUACAUUUAUAUACCACCUUUUUUCUUCCAAGGGUUGUGGGGUACAUGGUUCUCCUUCCCAUUUCAUCCUCACAACAACCCUGUGAGGUAGUUUAGGCUGAGAGGUGGUGAUUGGUCCAAGGUCACCCAGCGAGCUUCAAAGCUGAGUGGGGAUUCAAACCCUGGAAGAUUGGUGAAGAAAACAGAGGCAUGAUUGAACAAAAGAAUAAUCUGAGAUGGUUUUUCUAUAGAUAACAGGAGCAUAUUGCGAACACGAUCAUAUGCAUCAUUGUACUCUCAUUGAAUGUAACCUGGUCAGCUUCCAUGUUAAAGAACAAAUUCACUCAUUCAUUUAUGAAUUCUAUUAUCAAAGAAUUGUAGAGCUGGAAGGGACCCUACUCCAACCCUUUGCAAUUCAGGAAUUUCAGCUAGAUCAUACAUGGCAGAUCGCCAUCUAAGCUCUGCUUAAAAACCUCCAAGGAAGGUGGAGAUUUGGAAGAAGAAAGACUAGUGUAGAAGCUAUUGUUUCUUUGUGAAAGGGGCACCUGGACCUGAAGAGGAGAUCUAUAGCCUUGGAGGUUUCAGCUGCAGUGUGAUAGUCCAGGGAUGCCCCUGCCUCAUUACAGUGUGUGGAAUUCUUCAUAUUGCAAAAAAGCUAUAAGAUGCAGAGCUCCAUUGCUGCCAGUCUCUUCCCAGUCGAACCUCUUUAGUGAGUUUGGAAGCCUUUCCAGUCAGGCUUUCAUACUCAUUAAUUCUCCUGCCUUGUAGACUGACUAAUACUCCCAUCCUACAGGAAACAAAUUUGGGUCUCUAACAUGGAUGCAAAUUAAGAGUAGUUUUAAGUUCCCUCUCUUUUGAUUUCCUUAAGUUGCCCAUAUGCUGCAUUUGAACACCGUGUGCUUCUUGCUCCAAUAUUUUGGCCAUGCUGGUGAUAUGCUAUAGAUAACCAGUGUGGGGCCGUGGAUCAACUGUUGCACUUGAACUGGGCUGUCUUGGAUUCAAAUCUCUGCUCAGCUAUGAAGCUUUUUGAGCAAAUCCUGAUCCUACAGGGUCCUGGGUCCUUAGAGAAAAAGCAAGACAGAAGCACAUAAAAUAAUACCUGACUGAGAGAAUGGCUUUAUCCUUUGAAACUCAUAGGAUUGCUUGUAGAUUGAUGGCAUAUUGGAUGUGCGUUCAGCAAGUCUUGCUAACUGGUAUCUGUCAACAAAUGCUUGGACAUUUAUUGUCCCCAGCUUCCAAGCCUUAUCUGCAAAUUUGAUCAGCAUUAUAUUGUGUAGUAUAUGCCAAAGGAGGUGUAUUUUAAGAUUUAUUUCCAAUACAGUCAUACCUUCAGGUUGCGUACUUUCAGGUUAAGUAUGCAGCAGACCCAGAAGUGUUUACUUCUGGGUUCUGCUGCAUGUGCAUGCGCAGAAGCGCUCUAUUGGCGUUUUGCGCACACACACCAUCACUGCUCGGGUUAAGUACUUUUCGGGGUGCGAAUGGCAACCCGGAACCAAUUAAGUACUUAACCCGAGGUACUACUGUAUUUAUAGACUGCUUUUGCCAUAGAUGGUCACAAAGCAGUUCAUACAACAAUUAUCUCGGUGAAAGGCAGGGGUGCCCAAACGUUUUUCAAAGAGGGCCAGAUUUGAUGAAGUGAACAUGCGUGAAGGCCUACCAAAGUUUUUAAGGAUUGAAGUUGUUGAGCUUUUUUUUUUUUUUUUACAAUAUUACCCCAGGACAUAUACUGCCACGAGGGCCAGAUUAAAUCGACCGGCGGGCCAGAUUAGGCCCUUGAACGAACUUUGGACAUGCCUGCUCUAAGGAGAUCAUUCCUUCCAUUCUGUGAUUAUGUGUGUGAUGUAGACACCUCAGUGAAUGAUUAAAAAAUGAGCCUCUUUUCUGAUUUUAGAUUUCUUAGAAAUUGUAUGAUUGAUCCGAGAGGGUUGUAAAACGGUUUUCUGAUACGUUAUUAUGAUCUGAGUUAGCGCAGGUUGUAUGAAGCCCCUGAAAUGGCUUCCUUCUUGGGAAUGUUGUGUUUGGUCUCUCAGCAGUUUGAGCAAAGCUUCCAUUCUAAACACAUUAAUUGCUGAAAUGUGGAAUAUGGGAACUCUCUGUGUUUCUUAGCCUCUCCUUUCUCAGGCCCCAAAUAUACUUCUUUGCCACCAGCUCACCUCACUGCUGUUUACUAAACAGCCUCCUCCUACGUGUAUCUGUAAAUGGGAGAGCGCAAGUCAUCCUGCCCCUUUGCAAAUCCCAGCCAGCUCCUGUGGAAACUGUGACCUAAGAGCUGCAAGUGUCUCUAACAGACCAGGUGUCGGCUUUCUGAGUAAGAUCGUGGCUAUAAUGCAAGGCUAGCAGCCCUUGUGAUUAAGUAGCAAAUGUCAGCUAGUGCAGAUAGGAUAACAUUCCACGGCUGCUCAGCACUAACCCAGGAAUUAGCUGGUGAUAGCAUUUCAAGAAUUUUUUGGUCGUUCUUGGAGAAACAAAAGGCUGUCACUUGGAUAGCGUCCUAGUCCAUGAAUGGCAAGACCAGGAGUGUUUUAAUAUUUUCCUUCUUUGAUUGCCAUUUAUCUGUUAAAUUAUUUAAUUUUUGCCCAUUUGAAGAAAAUGUGUUUAUGUGGUACUCUGACCCAAAUUUGUAUAAAAUGGGUAUGUCAUCUAGAAGUCGUUGACUGCCAACACGACCUUUCCGCUUGCAUUGGAAACUGCCUCAAUGCCCCAUUGCUAGGCAUUGCGAGGCCAGAGCAGCUGGUGGUUCAGUUCCAUGGGCUGACAUGGGAAUUUAACACAGCCCCCCAAAUGAGAAAACGUAACUUGGCCUCUGAAUCUACACAUUGUUUCAGCUUUGGCUGCCUUGGGGACUUUUGAAAUGUUUGAUCAGGAGAGGUUGCGAGUGUCUCUUUGGAUGGGUAAGUGGUUUUGGAAGAGAUUGGGGGCGGGGGGUAACCCUGUUCUUGUGAUAAAGUGCCUGGAGGCUCAUUUUUGUUCCACUGGAAUGCCAUCUUGUUUGAACAUAGGGUUAGAUCUCAGAAAUAUCCCCAAAAGAGAGAAACGAGAAGCCAUUGGAAAGUGGUGAAAAUGUUACCCCCACCCAUUAGAUAUGUUGCUGAGUUCAUGUGAGCGUUCUUCUAUGCUCUACUUCUGGUAUAAAGAGUGGCUAUUGGAAGUCUUUCUGGUGCUCUCGGCCACUGAUUUGCAGUUGUAGAAUUGAAAUGCUGGAAACUACCACAGUUUGCAAGAGCCCAAAUGGUUCUUUUACUUUACAGUGGUUCCCAUAGAAACUGCUGGGUGAUGGCAGCAAAUAGCAUAGAAGAUGCUUGUCAAGAAAAUCUUCUAACUUCCUCUCAGUUUCUCACAUCAACUAAUCCAGAGAUUAGCCCUGCAUAUGUUGUUGGACUUCAUCUCUCAUCAGAUGCAGCCAUGUUUAGCUACUCUUACUAUCAUUCUUUCCUCAAAGGGUCAUAUUUUAGUGGUAGAGCUUUACAUUGAAAAGGUCCCAGACUCAGUCCCUGGUGUCACCAGGUGGGACUGGGAAAGAAACACUGCCUAAAACCUGGGAGCUGCUGCUAGUGAGUGAGUGUACCUUUCUCUCUUAUUAGAUCACUCCCACAGGUAUUUUAUAGGUGACUACAUUGUUCUACUGUGUCCACUUUUUCCUAUCUGGCAAUGUUAGCAUGGCCUCUUUUGUGAAUUCUGUAGGGGGGAAAUCAGAUAAAAACUGGGCAAAUAAAUUAAUAUAAAUCCCAGGUCUUUAGAGGGCUGAGCUCUUUCAUUUUAGAUAUGUGGAGGAGCAGUUUUUCAGCACCACCUUGUGGAAUUGGCCCUCAAGGAAUGACUGGAGAUGCCAAAGUGCGGUGCCCCAACUACAGUUCAAUUAUGUGCUAUAAAAGGAUCCUGUGGUAAAGCUACUCAGAGGGUCUGAGAAUUAAUAGAGAUGUACUCCUCUUGGCUAUCUCCUGGUGCAGGUCAUCCACCAGAGCAGGGGUAGCUACCUAGUGUCCUCCAGAUGUUGUAGCCCAACUCCUAUCAUCCCUGAGCAUUAGCCAACAACAUCUAGAGGGCACUACAUUGGUUUUUCCUAUCCUAAGGUGACCAAGACAGUUUCAGUCCUGAAACCAAAUCAGAAGCUAGAUUGGAAAUGAUAGCAGAUAAUCAGCCUCAUUCAAGAAAGUUCAGAAUUGGGCCAUCACCACCACAUGCUCAGGCACCUUGCUUGAAUAUAGCACAUUCAAAACUGGUCCAGUGAAGGCUUCCACAGAAGGGAUUGCACAGUACUGGGGCCACACUUCCCCUCAGGUAUUAUUAAUUGCCUUGGUAUCUGUAUAAAGGCUGUUAAUGACAUUUUUAAUGCAUAAAUAGUCCUGAGCUAGAUGGUCCAGCUUGACAUAAGCCUGCUUUUUGUGUUCUUCUAAAUACAUUAGAAAAUCAAUUUGGGGUUGCUAACUUCCAAGGGGCAGCCUUUCUAAGAGAAUUUCCACCCAAGCCAACCCUUGUCAACUCCUCUUGGUUGUGAUGGUUGUUUUGAGUUUUGUGCAUGUGGCUGCUGAGCAAGGAAUUAUUGGGCCACGCUCAUAAGUCUUGUUACAAUUUCGUUUUGAGAGUCCACUUCCUUGCUGCAGAGGAGUUUGCCCUCCUGGUUUGGCUUCCGAUCUCCUACUCCUGGCUGUCAUGUGUGAAAAGUGAUGUGUGUGCACACUAGUUUUUGUAAAUACUUUUACAAGUCUUUGCACCAAAAGUAUAUACAGCAGCCUUGUAUAUAUUUCUAUACCCACUUGUGUGCACGCCAGUCUUGUAAAGAAACGUGUCUAGGCCCAUGUGUGUCUUAUUCCAUUGCCGUAUCAAAACUACCAUACCCACAACCUAAAGUGAAGUGGCAAUUUGACAGAGAUGCCUCUGCCUGUCACUUUGGAUCAUCUUUUGUCUGCUGUUGCAUAACAGAGGGUGAGGUCUUCUUGCCCUGAGCUUAGCUGUUGUGGACUGUUACAGCAUGUUAAAUCCUGCAUGAGCUGGGGCCCACUGGCCUCCACUUUGAACACGGGGAGGAGGAGACUUCAGUGUAACAGCUCAACCAGAAGCUGCUGCUAACAAUUUACUCAGCUUCUCUGGCUGGAGUUGUGUAAAAGGAGCUGUUGGACGUAAUGACAGAUUCCUCUGGAAACUGCUGCCAGUUGGAUGCAUGAGCCAAGCCAUCCCACGCAUCAUCUCCUCCUGGAGGCCAUGUGGUAUAACUGGUGCUGUGCUUUGGGAGGUGCUGAGCAACCCUGGGGCCUGGGGCUCUAAGAGCAGCAUGCCCUGGGUUGCGUGCCAGCUUGCUUGACUUGAUGGCAGGAGCCUUAGUUAAAAUACUUGGCUUUGGGCACUCUAGGGGUGAGCAGGAAGAGGAAAUGAGGAGGUGUCCAAGAGUGAAAGCUGCUGUUGCUCUUGCUUUGUGAUUGUCCAAGUUAUUGUCAGCUGCCUUCCUUAGAAGCUCGCCCUUGGAGAGCCUCCUUGGUGACACAAUGCUCUUUUGAGUGUGAUGCUAGUUUUUGUGCAUUGUCUGACCCAUAUGGUGGAAGCACAGGAAACCCAUUUGCAGAAAAGUAUUUAUUAUAAGGUGGGGAGUGAUAAACACUUUUGGCGAAUAGCAUUGAUGGUGAUGCAUCUCUCCUGUGCAUGCAGCCACACAGGCCUUUCUUUUAACUCUUCCUCACCAAGUUACCUCCUGUGAACUCUCUUGAGACAGUUCCAGAGCUAGGCACGAAUGCUGCUCCACCUUUUCCAGCACCUCUGUCCAGCUUCCUUGGGUGAUUUAGCAACCCCCACCCCUCAUUCCGCCUGCCUUGUCUGUGUUUCAGCAGAAUGAUUUCUCAGAGCUUGUCAGUCAGCAGGCUUAUUGGCAGUUCUUGGCAUGCAGUGUUCUCAAGGCAAAAACUGCUGUGACAACAUGUGAUUCUCCCAAGCUGCUAAACAACUCUGCCUGACGUUCCAGCUUCUCUCUUAUGUCGUGCCAGUGCGUAGCAGCUGUACUGGGCUCCAGUGCUUCUGGCAGCAGUGCAAAGCCUGGUAAUCUAAGAAACACAUUCAUUAAGGGACAGGUUAUCUCGUGAGCAGGUCCCAUAGCUGGCAGAGGGAAUGUCUUGGCCAGGGUAGCAGCAGUGUUUGGCACAGACGUUGCUACCACUGCUGGCUGCUGGUUCUGGGUGAAGUAGCAGGGGCUACUCUUUGAUUUCAUGGGCUGCACGCCUCCAUUUUAUGAGAGCACACCACUUUUAAUAUGGUAUUUUAUCGCUAAAUGUUUGGCAGCCUGACACAGUUGGACAGAGACUGCCUUUGGUUUCAUUCUUGAGUCCUUGGCAGUUGUGCAAUGAAAUCAUUUUGUGUUCGUGAAGCACUUUCACUGCAAGGGAUUGAAAAUGUUUAUGUGGACAUGUAGCAGCUCUCUCUCUCUCUCUUAACAAUCCUGUAACAAGCGCUGCUUCCACUACCAAGAAGAAGACAACCAUUACUGCCGCCAGUGUACCUGCAGCUGCACAGCCAUUUUUUUAUGUUCCAAAGGGGUUCUUUAGAGGUUCCUCUGCAACUUGCUCAGUAGGUUCCCCAUGCUGCCAUCUCCUUCUUGUCUUUUAAAUUGGUCCAUUUCACUUGUUCUGCUGUGCUUCCAAGUAAUUUAGCUGCAACAAGUUCACUGAUGUGGCCACGUAUGCCUAUCUGAGAUUUGAGUCAACAAAAAUCUAGCCAAACGAAAAAACUUUUGUAUUAAAAGGAGAUGGGGGGGGGGUUGUUCCAGCUUUAUCACAUAGCUGGUUUCUGGAAACUGAUACCAGUUUCUAGGAACUGGACAUACAGUUCCACCCUUCCAUUUGGUCAUCUCUUAGUUCCAAACACACACAAUUUGCCACAGGAAGGAAAUCUUGCCAAUCCUUCAGCUCUGCCAUUCUCUGCCAGAGAAUGCACAUCCAACCCCAUGCUGUACCACUGCAUGGCUGGUUGUAUGGACUUAAAUGUUACCAAUACACCCAGCUGAGCUCCCUUAAUUAGCACCCAUGUUAGCUCUUUGAUCCAAACUCUUGCUUAUGAAAAGCAUUUUUUGCUCCUGAAGAAAUGGCUUUUCCCUUUCCUCUUUGGUUUCCAGGCAACCUGGCCUUUUGCAAGAUCACAGCACCCCGAUGACGUCUGUGCUGGCCUCCCCCCUCAUUCUUUCUCUCUCUCCCCUUCGGAGGUUCGGAGCUGAACACAUGUGAGCUGUUUUUCCUCUUCCCUCCCACGUGCUAUGGUACAUGUGUGGGAAAAGGCAGCUUGGAGGACGGAACAGCUCUGCUUGGAUCAUCUGCUUUGUGCCAGGCCUUUCUGUGUUUGUGUUUCCUUGAUUAAAAUGGUUGCCUCGUGAACUCACUUCUCAUUGAGCUUUAUGCUGCUCUUCCUGGAGGACCGAGGAUGUGCUGCUGGCAAUCUUUUCCCAGAGCAUCCUGUACAGUCAUGGUGGCUUAGCAGGGGUGGUUUUGGCACAGAUGGAAGCAGACUCUCUGAAGAGGUGACAUGAAGGAAGUCCCUUCCAGGAAUAAGUGGGUGUGGGAUCUGAGCUAGCCCCCAAGCCAGUGAGGCUCUGAUCUGGCCAGGAGCCUGGUACUCUGUGCAAAGGCAAGGUCACAGGGAGGCAAGGUUAAAAGCAGCAAGGACAGGGAUGAUCCAGAAAUAAGCAGGGCAGAGAUCUGGGGUUGAAGAAGCAGGAAAUUCCCGGUAAUGUAAGCCUCUUGUUGAGUCCCCAAAAUAUGUGUGGGGUUUUGCAAGUAAUGCAGACUUGUGGAAAUGCAGAGUUGUGGGCAUGUGCAACUUGUGGUUGACCCCCGUGCUGAAAACUUGUACCAUUCUGCCAGGCCAAGUCAGAUCCUCCCAGGCAGACUAGCAGGGAACUCACUUCAAUAUAUUUAUCAUUUUUUCUCCUUGCUUUUCAAUGUGCCCCUGCCCCCAACAAGCCCCUGACAUAAACUAGGUUUUUUCCCCCUUUGGCACACAACUGAUUUCCUGGCAUUCAAGGCCAAGGCAAACAUCUUGGGAAUAGGUUAUCUGCAACUUUCUUCAAACAAUUAGGAUAAAAGUGCAGAGUUUUGGUCAAGAGCCAGGUUUGGGGUUCCUAAAUGUAUAUCACCUUUGUCUUCCAGCUAAGAGCUUCCUUUCUUGGAGACAAAAGAGAAACCUUGGACCAGGAGACCAGCUAGAGAUUCCAUUCCAAUCUCUCAAAAAAUGUUGCCAUAAAGAUAAUUGAUAAGACCCAGCUGGAUGAAGAGAACCUCAAGAAGAUCUUCAGAGAAGUUCAGAUCAUGAAGAUGCUUUGCCACCCACACAUCAUCAGAUUGUAUCAGGUUAUGGAGACAGAGAGAAUGAUUUAUCUGGUGACAGAAUAUGCGAGCGGAGGGGAAAUAUUUGAUCACCUCGUGGCCCAUGGACGAAUGGCUGAAAAAGAAGCCCGGAAGAAGUUUAAGCAGAUAGUGGCAGCUGUCCAUUUCUGCCACUGUCGUAACAUCGUCCACAGAGAUCUGAAAGCAGAGAAUUUGCUUCUGGAUGCAAAUCUGAACAUCAAAAUAGCAGAUUUUGGAUUCAGUAAUAUCUUCACACCUGGUCAGCUGCUGAAGACCUGGUGCGGAAGUCCCCCCUAUGCUGCCCCUGAACUCUUUGAAGGGAAGGAGUAUGAUGGGCCAAAGGUGGACAUUUGGAGCCUUGGGGUGGUGCUCUACGUGCUGGUCUGCGGGGCCCUGCCUUUUGAUGGGAGUACGCUGCAGAACUUGCGGGCGAGGGUCCUGAGCGGGAAGUUUCGCAUUCCAUUUUUCAUGUCCACAGAGUGUGAGCACUUGAUCCGCCACAUGCUGGUGCUGGAACCAAGCAGGCGGCUCUCCAUGGAGCAGAUCUGCAAGCACAAGUGGAUGAAGCUUGGGGAGGUGGAUACGGAGUUCGACACGUUAAUAGCCGAAUGUCAACACUUGAAGGUUGAGAGGCAGAUGGAACCGCUGAAUGAAGAUGUGCUGCUUGCCAUGGCCGAGAUGGGGCUGGACAAAGAGCGCACCCUCCAGUCAUUGAGGACAGAUGCUUACGAUCACUACAGUGCAAUCUACAGUCUGCUCUGUGACCGUCUAAAGAGGCAUAAGAACUUGCGCAUUGCCACCCUGCCCAGCCUCCCACGGACCAUGGCCUUCCCAGCACAAGCCAGCAUCCAGGCAGAGCAGGCGGGCAACCCAGUGAGCAUCAGUGUCCCACAAGUGCAGCUCAUCAACCCCGAGAACCAAAUAGUGGAGACUGAUGGAGCAAUGACUCUGGAUAGUGAUGAAGGGGAAGAGCCGUCCCCUGAAGCUCUGGUCCGCUACCUCUCCAUGAGGAGGCACACGGUGGGAGUGGCUGAUCCUCGUACGGAGGUGAUGGAGGAUCUCCAGAAGCUGCUACCGGGUUUCCCAGGCAUUGCACCACAGGCCCCCUUCCUGCAGGUGGCUCCCAACAUGAACAUGGCAGCCAACAUGCUUCCAAUGCAGCACCUGCAACCAACUGGUCAGUUAGAGUACAAGGAGCAGUCCUUGCUGCAGCCCCCAACUUUGCAGUUGCUGAACGGAAUGGGACCCCUUGGACGGAGGGCGUCAGAUGGAGGAGCCAAUAUCCAGUUGCACGCACAACAGCUCUUGAAGCGUCCCCGCGGCCCUUCUCCACUUGUUACAAUGACACCAGCAGUGCCCGCCGUGACCCCUGUGGAUGAGGAGAGCUCAGAUGGAGAGCCAGAUCAGGAAGCUGUGCAGAGAUACUUGGCCAAUAGGUCAAAAAGGCACACACUGGCAAUGACCAACCCCACCGCGGAAAUCCCGCCCGACUUGCAGAGGCAGCUAGGACAGCAGCCCUUCCGCUCCCGGGCAUCACACCUGGCACCCGACCAGCACCGCUAUGUCUAUAAAGACUCCAACACUCUGCACCUCCCCACGGAGCGCUUCUCUCCGGUCCGCCGUUUCUCAGACGGGGCUGCCAGCAUCCAGGCGUUCAAGGCCCAGCUGGAGAAGAUGGGCAACCACAGCAGCAUCAAGCAGCUGCAGCAGGAGUGUGAGCAGCUCCAGAAGAUGUAUGGGGGCCACAUGGACGAGAGGACCCUGGAGAAGACGCAGCAGCAGCACAUCUUGUACCAGCAGGAACAGCAUCAGCAGAUCUUUCAUCAGCAGAUCCAGGAUUGUGUCCGCCCUCCUCAGCCUUCUCCACCACUGCAAGCUCCAGGAGAAAGCCAGCCUGCUUUGCUCACUCACCAGCUUCAGAGGUUACGGAUCCAGCCCUCCAGCCCACCUCCAAACCAUCCCAGCAACCAUCUCUUCAGGCAAACGGACAGCAGCCCCCCUCCAGUCAGCAGCAGCAUGCUCCAGAGCCACAGUGCAGCCUCGCCGUCGCAGUUCCAAGGGAUGCCCUCUCACAGCGCCAUCUUCCAGCAGUCGGGCAGUUGCUCACCUCCCCCCAAUGUGGCCCUCUCCUGCAUGGGCAUGCCGCAGCAAGUGCAGGGGCAACCGGUAGCCAUCCAAAUGCAGGAGCCAGGAGAUGGGAUGGGCGGCAGCCUCUUGCAGGCUGGGCGGGGCAUGCCCACCCCGACCAGUGCCAAUCAGCUGCAGAUGCACCAUCGUGCCAGUCUGAUGGCCUCCCUGACUUACGGGCACAGGCCCCUCUCCAAGCAGCUCAGCGCGGACAACGCAGAAUCGCACAGGUAUCCGUCGACUGGCUACGACCAGGUGCACUUGCACCCCCACCUGUUUCCGGAGCAGGCCCGUGUCUCUCCAAGCAGCUACAGCCCAGCUACAGCAGUGGGCUUCCCUCCGCAGGUGGAGCAGUUCCCCAGCUUCUCCCAGAGCGCUCAGCAGCAGCAGCACUACGCCACGUCAGCCCUGCAGCAGGCGCUGCUGUCUCCCACCCCGCCAGACUACAGCCGGCACCAGCAAGUCCCACACAUCCUGCAGGGCCUGCUCUCGCCCCGGCACUCGCUCACGGGCCACACGGACCUGCGGUUGCCCCAGGCCGAGGUGGCGCAGCUCAUUAAGCGGCGGCAGCAGCAGCAGCAGCAGCAGGAAUUCCAGGAGCUGAUCCGGCACAUGAGCCAAGGGGAGAGCGGACAUGUGGCUACCAGCGUGGCCCAGAAACUGUCAGAGCGCCAGGCUCUGUCUUUGCCUUAUCAGAACACUGACACGUACCACCACCCUCACCAUCACCACCACCAUCACCACCACCACACCAGUCCCCAGCACCUCUUGAAAGUGAGGGCGCAUGAAUGUAUCCAGCAGGCGCCAGCCUCGGUGCCGGCCCACGGGUACGCUCACCAGCCCACCUUGGUCCACUCAGAGAGCAUGGAGGAGGAAGUGGACUGCGUGUGUGAAGGGGAACGGGACAGCUUCCCAGGCAAUAAGACCAAAGCUUGCCACGAGGCUCCGCUGCUCUUAAGUGCCGGUGGUCCUGGGGACCCAGACGCUUUGUUUGGGACUGCCAAGCAGGAGCAGGAAUUGGGGGCGCACCAUUACAGGCACCAGCCAGCCACCACCUUCAGUCGGAAUAAGGUGCCCGGUAGAGACUCCAUGGUCACAGGUUGCAUGGAAAGAAGCUCUCCUGGUCACGUGGAGAUGCCAGAUGCAGAUGGGCCAGAGGGUUACCCCACAAGGCCGAUUCCUGGUGUGCAUCACAGAUCCCGGCCUUUGCAGAGACACCACACCAUUCAAAACAGUGAUGAUGCCUAUGUGCAACUGGACACUCUGCCAGGCAUGAGCCUAAUGGCAGGGAAGGCGCUCAGCUCUGCCCGCAUGUCCGAUGCUGUGCUCAGCCAGUCUUCCCUCAUGGGCAGCCAGCCGCUCCAUGGUGGGGAGAGUGAAGAAGACUGUGGAGGGAACUUGGAAGGUCAAGAGCACUUGAACCUAGCAGACGGCAACCAGCAUCUAAACACCUCUUGUUACUCUUCCACGUGUAUUACUGACGUCCUGCUGAGUUACAAGCACCCAGAGGUGCCCUUUGGGAUGGAGCAGGCUGGGGUCUAGAGAGCAGGCAGGCUACACAGGGGUAUGUACAGCUUUGAAACAAAAAGGUCCAUUUCAAACCAACAGUAUCUCGCAGCCUUGCGCCAAAUGGCCGUCCCGUUUCUCCUUGACGGAAAUCUUGUGGCGGCUCCUCCUCCUCCUCCUCCUCCUCCACCUCCUCGUUGGUUCAACGGUGUGCUUGUUCCUUUCGGAUGUUCAUUAUUGCCAUAUUUGCCUGUGACGCCAGCCAUUCUGGAAGGACCAGAGCACGCCCCCUCGCACAGAAGCUGCAGGGGGCAGUUCGAGGGCAGCUGCCAGCUUGGAGGGGCCCCCUCCCCGGUCAGUGGCAGGUGCUGGGAGAGGGGGCAGUCAGCCUUGCCUGGAAAACCUGAUGGCAGAAAGGGAGAGGAGCUCUGCCCACCCGCAAGCAAUAAGCAGCUGUUUUGGACGGUGCCUCUUCAUGAUCUGCCUUUGCAGUGGCCCCUCCAGGCCAGGGGGCUGGGUGGGGGUCUUGGGGGCUAUGCUUGCGGAGGGGCCGAGAGCCAAGCCUCCACGUCUGCCUUCCAUGCAUCGCUUGCCUCCCACCCCUUGGCCAUUUGCCCCCCCCCCCCCCCCGCAGUGGUGCAAUAUUGCUUUUGUGUGUCUCUCCUCUGUCAGCCUUUCUGUUUUAAAUUUUGUCACUCUGUCCUUUCUUCGGUUUCUCUCUUUUGUACACCCCCCCCAUUUAAUUCCAUGUGCUACUACUUCUUCUUUUUCCCCUUUUCCCCCCGAGAAAACCUGGUUCUUGUUUUUAACUUACUUUCCCUUCAGAUCAUGUAGGAAUUUGUUUUGGUAAAUGUUUUAUUAUUAUUGUUAUUGUUAUUAAUAAUAAAUUAAUUGUUAAUAAAAGGCAGGAUGCAUUUUGCCCCUCCCCUUCUACCCUGCCCCAUGUUGCUGCUUGCCCUUCCCAUCUUCCUCCCAGUAUUGGCUUUUCUCCAGUGUGGCAGCGGUGGUGCCCCUGGCGUUGCCGCGGAGACUGUCUCUCCCUCUCUCGCAGCCCUUGGGGAACUUGUUUUCUGUGACUGGUCCAGGGUCUGGGGCACCUCCAGCGGCUGGGCCUCCGGGGAGUCUCUUGUGUCAUCUUUUCUGCCUUUGGAACUUUUGACGAAGCUGCAACAGAGAAAUCCCUAUUACUGACUCUUUUUGGAAGAAUUUUUUAAAGGAUUAAAUAUAUAUAUAUAUAUAAAUAUAUAUAUAUCAAUGCAGCCCUCCUGAAUUUGCACAGAAGAAGUGUGAGACCAGCAUGGCUGAGGUUCUUUUGCUAUCGUCAUCAUCAUCAUCAUCACCAUCCUCCUGUUCCUCGUUCUCACCUUUCCAGCAGCAUCUGGAUACCAAGAUGUGCAAGCAAUGGUGGGGGGAAGCCUCUUCCUGCUCCUGCUCCCCCUCCAGGCUGGAUUGUGGCCACUGUUCCACUGAGGCAGCAGGGGACUCGCUUACCAGGGAAGAAGAGUGGGCCAUGGAGGGGCAGGGGGGAUUUGAGGGCUGCUCACUGCUCCCUCCUGCCACUGGGAGGGAGGGGCCAAAAGGCACCAAAAGCCUCCUCUGGCCUGGCUUUGGACUCUUGCUUUGGUUUUUCCUUCUGUUUACAUGAUCCUGAGAGAUGACAGCAGCAUCAGCCGCCCUCCAAACAAACCUCCGUGCAGGGACUGGCCUGGCUAUGCUGUUUUGCAGUAUCACACUUUUUGUUUCGUUUUUUUUGUUUUUGCGGGGGGGGGGGAUUCUUUUGUUUUUAAUCAUUGCUUUGUAUUGUAGUAAUCAAUACUCGCAGUAUAUGUUGAAUGUAUCAUAUACUUUGCUAUUAUUUCUGUUUUGGGGGAAAUGUCCAAAGUAUUUUUUCUCAUUUAUGUUGGACUAAAAACAAGAACCCACACAAACACAAACUCCCCAGAUUUUCAGCAAAAUCUUAGUUCAGUUUUUUUUCCGUUUGUUUGUUCGUUUUUGGUGGGUCAUUUUGCAACUAGUAACUUAGUUGGACGUGGGAUCAUGACAAAUAAACCCAUGAUUAUGAUUGGCUCUCA
Messenger RNA from Zootoca vivipara (common lizard), 24399 nucleotides. The record is from RefSeq and is a predicted model, not a curated record. Lineage: Eukaryota; Metazoa; Chordata; Lepidosauria; Squamata; Lacertidae.